This is a messenger RNA of Penicillium macrosclerotiorum, 1509 nucleotides long. RefSeq names its product mannitol dehydrogenase family protein. Gene Ontology annotation, molecular function: mannitol dehydrogenase activity. The coding region runs from base 1 to 1509 and encodes 502 amino acids. Lineage: Eukaryota; Fungi; Ascomycota; Eurotiomycetes; Eurotiales; Aspergillaceae. The record is from RefSeq and is a predicted model, not a curated record. The transcript has a single exon.
AUGGCACCCCUGAAGCUCAACAGCAAGAACCUGUCGCAGAUUUCUGCGGCAGGAACAACGAAGAUCGAGGUUCCUACCUACCAGCGUGGUGGCGCUGUCAAAGAAGGCAUCGUCCAUGUUGGUGUCGGUGGUUUCCACCGUGCUCAUCUGGCGGUCUAUGUCGACCAGUUGAUGCAGAAGCAUGGCGUGACCGAUUAUGCCAUCUGCGGUGUCGGCUUGCAACCUUUCGAUGCCGCCAUGCGCGACGCUCUGGGGUCGCAGGACCAUCUCUACACCGUCAUUGAGCGCUCGGCCAAGGGUAGCUUCGCCAACGUGGUCGGCAGCAUCAACUCCUACCUCUUUGCCCCCGAUGACCGGGAGGCCGUCAUUGCCAAGAUGGCUCACCCGGAUACCCACAUCGUGUCGCUCACCAUCACCGAGAGCGGAUACUACUACAACGAGAACACUCACGAGCUGCAAAGCGAGCACCCCGAUAUCCAGUACGAUCUCGACCCGGCCAACGAGAAGGCCCCCCGCACCACCUUCGGUUUCCUCUACGCCGCGCUCGCCCGACGCCAGCAGAAGGGUCUCAAGCCUUUCACCGUCAUGUCGUGCGAUAACAUGCAGAAGAACGGCUCCAUCACUCGCCACAUGCUCGAAUCCUUUGCCAGGCUCCGCAACCCCGAGAUGGCCAAGUGGAUCGCCGAACAGGGUGCCUUCCCCAACGCCAUGGUCGACCGCAUCACACCUCAGACUUCCGCCCCCGAUAAGAAGGCUUUGGCAGACAACUUUGGAAUUGAGGAUUCGUGGCCCAUCGUCACCGAGCCCUUCAUGCAGUGGGUUAUUGAAGACCAGUUCUCCGAUGGCCGCCCACCAUUUGAAAAGGUCGGUGUUCAAGUGGUCAAGAAUGUUCACGAUGUGGAGGAAUUCGAGAAGCACAAGUUGCGUCUGCUGAAUGGCAGCCACUCUGCUAUCGGUUACCCGGGCCAGAUGGCGGGCUUCAAAUACGUCCACGAGGUUAUGGAGCAUCCUGUUUUCAGCAAGUUUGUGUGGCAGAUGAUGCAAGAAGAGGUCAAGCCGCUUCUCCCCGAGAUUCCAGGCGUCGAUAUCGACGAGUACAGCAAGACUCUCAUCGAGCGCUUCUCCAACCCCACCAUUAUGGACCAGUUGCCUCGUAUCUGUCUCAAUGCUUCUGGCAAGAUCCCCCAGUUCAUUAUGCCAUCGAUUGCUGAGGCCAUCUGGGUCACUGGCCCAUUCCGCCGCCUCUGCUUCGUUGCAGCGGCUUGGUUCCGGUAUGUCAAUGGCGUCGACGACAAUGGCAAUGCUUUUGAGGUCGAUGACCCAAUGCGCGAGGAGCUCCAGGCCAAGGCACGUGCGGGAGGCACCAACCCUGCCGAGCUUCUCACCAUUAAGAGCCUGUUUGGUGAUGAUUUGCGCGGUGACGAGAGAUUUGUCAAAGAGAUCACCACUGCCAUGGAGGACAUUGCCCGGGAUGGAAUUUUGAAGACAUUGCCCAAGUAUGUUGACUGA